Messenger RNA from Fusarium musae, 828 nucleotides. RefSeq lists its product as uncharacterized. Gene Ontology annotation, cellular component: membrane. The transcript has 3 exons. NCBI's taxonomy places the organism in Eukaryota, Fungi, Ascomycota, Sordariomycetes, Hypocreales, Nectriaceae. The record is from RefSeq and is a predicted model, not a curated record. Bases 1 to 828 code for a protein of 275 amino acids.
AUGGCUUCCAACACCAAGUACCAGCCAGCUCCUCAGAGCGAUCCCGACGACUACACCCACGCGCCCCCCGCCUACGCUGAGGGUUCGGCUGCUCGCGACGAGACCCAAGGCCUCUUUGGUGCGCCCCGCGAUAGCGAGGAUAACCUCCCCGAUGAUUUCAAGUUCGGCGGCUCUGUGGCUGAGGCUACUGUUGAUAUCCGCAACCAGUUCGUUCGCAAGGUCUACACCAUCCUCACUGUCCAGCUCCUCGCCACUGCUGGAGUGAGCAGCCUCACAUUCUUCAGCACCGGUUACAAGGACUGGAUCCAGAGCCACCCUGGUGUCGUUUGGGCUUCGCUCUUUGGUGCAAUGAUCUUCAUGGGCUUGACCUACUGGAAGCGCAAGUCUUACCCGACUAACCUCCUUUUCCUCUCGCUCUUCACUCUUGCCGAAGCCUACACCAUCUCUGUUAUCGUAUCGUUUUACAAAACAUCCAUCGUUCUUAACGCUGUCGUACUUACUGCCGGAAUCUUUGUCUUCCUCACUCUCUUCGCUUGCCAGACAAAGUACGACUUCACAUCAUGGAUGCCUUACCUCUUCGGUGCCCUGUGGGGUCUCGUUAUCUUCAGCUUCAUGGCCAUGUUCUUCCCUUACAGCUCUACCGGCGAGCUCAUCUACGGUGGCCUUGCUGCUCUCAUUUUCAGUGGCUACAUUCUCGUCGACACCCAGCUUGUCCUUCGCCACCACCAUGUCGAGGAGGAGAUUGCUGCUGCCAUCAGCCUCUACCUCGACAUCAUCAACCUCUUCCUCGCUAUUCUGCGCAUUCUCAACAGCCAGUCUAAUAACUAA